Scaptodrosophila lebanonensis is the source of this 806-nucleotide messenger RNA. RefSeq lists its product as uncharacterized. NCBI's taxonomy places the organism in Eukaryota, Metazoa, Arthropoda, Insecta, Diptera, Drosophilidae. The record is from RefSeq and is a predicted model, not a curated record. Gene Ontology annotation, biological process: GPI anchor biosynthetic process. Gene Ontology annotation, cellular component: glycosylphosphatidylinositol-N-acetylglucosaminyltransferase (GPI-GnT) complex. The transcript has 3 exons. The coding region runs from base 72 to 728 and encodes 218 amino acids.
AGACCACAAUCCUAGGUUGGCAGGGCGUCCGGCUCAACUUGUUUUUGUUUAUUUAAAAGAAAAACAUUAAAAUGCAGCCGGCGAGACGGCGGUUCUUCAGCACUGGGGCCAAAUAUGCGGGUAAUACGGAGGAGGACUUGGAACUGGGUAUCAAAUAUUACGGUGAAGAGGUUGUCCGUAUGGAACUAGUAAAUAGGCAACACAGAGCACAAUGUCGUAGCCAGUUGAAUCGGAUGCUGGUCCUCUUCGGGCUGGCAGCACUAUACUUAAGCUUUGCCAUUAAGUUUAGUGAACAUCCAGUUACCUUCGGGCAGGCGCAAAUCCUGUAUCCUGUGCUGCUAUUCCUGACUAUUUUCAUGAUCAUUCUGCAUUCGUCAUCAAGACUCGUGCAGUCAGAGAAAGUGUUCUAUAGUUGGGACCUGGCACUGCAAACCGAAAUAGUGCGGACUUUUGGACGAGAAUCGUACUGUGUACAGCGUGGCAACCUUCACGAUAUAGUGAUCAACGAAGUAAUCGAGGAUCUUGAUAUAAAGUAUAUGCUAAUACUACGCACUAAGGGAAAUCUCUUCCGGGAGCGACCUAUAAUACCUCUUUUUCACAGUCUUUCGCCCUCCCUUGAGUGUUUGCAACAUAUCCGCAGCCAUUUGCAUAAAUGUUGGUUAAAUGGCAAAACGGACAGAUCGGAGCGCGCUUACAGCAAGGAGAAGCCCUCUAUGGUGGCAUCGUAAUAUUCAAUCAAUUUAUCCAUCUGUUCAUAGUCAGGAAUUUAAUGUUAGAGCAAUAAAGCCAAAGAUCUCUAAUAUAUA